AUGCCGAUGAAACGUGGACAUGUAUCAGCACCGCAAAAUACAUUUAUUGACACAAUCAUUAAAAAAUUUGAUAGUCAGAGCCGUCGCUUCUUAAUUGCGAAUGCUCGAUUAAUAAGCAAACCAACAAUAUAUUGUAAUGAUGCAUUUUAUGAAUUAACGGGUUUUAAUAGAGCAGACGUACUACAAAAACCGUGUACAUGUGAAUUUUUAUACGGACCAGAAACAUGUGACAAGAGUAUUAAACAAAUCUGUCACGCACUUCAAGGAUCGGUUGAAAAAGAAGUCGAUAUUAUUCUAUACAAAAAAACUGGUGUCAAAUUUUGGUCAAAUGUUUUAAUUGCACCAGUUAAGAAUGAGUCAUGUGAUAUUAUAUUAUUUAUAUUAGAGUUUAUGGAAAGUGAAAACAAAAUAAUAUCAAGAGAAAUUCCUCGAAUUUGCAAUUAUACUAUCACUGAGACCAAUGGUAUUAGAAAACGACCAUGGCUACGUAUGAUUAAUCCAAUUCGAUAUCUGUUUUCAAGAAACCUGGCAAAAUCAGCGACACGAGAUGGAACCAGUGGAGAGGAUGUUGUAUUUGAAAGUGUCUUCGAUGACGAAAGAUCAAAUGAAAAUCAACUAGAAACUGUUAUCAAGAAGAAUACAAUGUCGAACAAAGCAAAAUCAUUUAUACCUAAUAUUUCACGUCGUAUCGCUCAGAUUCUUUCACUGAACGAAGAUCCUCUACCUGACUUUCGUCUAUCUGAUACUCAUCGUAUACCUCGUACAAUUUUACUCCAUUAUUCUCCGUUCAAAGCCGGUUGGGACUGGUUAAUAUUAUUAUUAGUCAUCUAUACCGCAAUAGUCACACCUUACACAGCUGCAUUUUUAAUGCAUGAAGACAGUAAUACUAUCAGUGAAAAUAAAAUAAAAUUGAGACAGAGCCGUGCAUUAGCUGUUAUUGAAUUAAUUGUUGAUGUUAUGUUUAUUAUUGAUUUAAUCGUUAAUUUACGAACAACAUAUGUUAAACAUAAUGAAGAACUUGUAACGCGAGGAACAAAAAUCGCUAAACACUAUUUAAAACGAUGGUUUCUAAUCGAUGUGACAGCGGCAAUACCGUUCGAUAUAUUAUUUUCAUUUAUACAAGCUAAAGGUGGAGGAGAAAGUACCGCACUAAUGGGCUUGUUAAAAACAGCUCGUCUAUUACGUUUGGUUCGUAUAGCUCGAAAACUCGACCGUUAUUCUGAGUAUGGUGUUGGUGUUCUAAUUUUAUUAACAGCAACAUUUGCUUUAAUUGCCCAUUGGCUUGCGUGCAUCUGGUAUGCUAUCGGGAGACUUGAAAGAAAUCAUCAUGCUCUAAUGUAUGCUAGUAUAUUUGGUAAUGUAAGUGCAAUUAUUCAACGACUUUACAGUGGAACAGCAAGAUAUCAAAUACAAAUGCUAAGAGUUAAAGAAUUUAUUCGUUUCCAUCAAAUACCAACUCCACUACGACAACGUCUAGAAGAUUAUUUUAAUCAUGCUUGGAAUUAUACCAAUGGAAUUGAUAUGAAUAUGGUUCUAAAAGGUUUUCCUGAAUGUUUACAAGCUGAUAUUUGUUUGCAUUUGAACAGUCAAUUACUCAAAUAUUGUCCAGCCUUUAAAAAUGCCAGUGAAGGUUGUUUAAGAACAUUUUCAAUGAAAUUUAAGACAACACAUGCGCCACCGGGUGAUAUAUUGAUCCAUCGUGGUGAUAUAUUAACAUGGUUAUAUUUUAUCACACGUGGUUCAAUUGAAAUAUUGAAAAAUGAUAAUGUUGUAGCUAUUUUAUCAAAAGAUGAUAUACUCGGUGAAAAUUCGCUUUUAUAUCGUGUACCAGGCAAAUCAGCUUACAGUGUUCGUGCUCUUACUUAUUGUGAUUUACAUAAAAUACAUCGUGAUGAUCUGUUGGAAGUAAUAGAUAUGUAUCCCGAGUUUGCUGAUAGUUUUUGUCGAAAUCUAAAGAUAACGAUAACAUUACGAGAUAAUGAACUUGUUUCAAAAUCAGCUCAAUAUCGAUCAAAAUAUUUAUCUAAUCCAUUGUAUUGCCGGAAUACGUCCAAUGCUAGAACGAAUAAUGAUACUAUUUCAUGUACCGUACAAACUGACCAUCUCAAUGGUCAUUCGAUUAAUAGUGCAGGUAAGAAUUAG
Messenger RNA from Didymodactylos carnosus, 2142 nucleotides. The record is from the annotation of a GenBank genome assembly. Lineage: Eukaryota; Metazoa; Rotifera; Eurotatoria; Philodinida; Philodinidae.